Molecule: messenger RNA, 1530 nt
Organism: Echinops telfairi (small Madagascar hedgehog)
Lineage: Eukaryota; Metazoa; Chordata; Mammalia; Afrosoricida; Tenrecidae
Gene: FBXO22
Product: F-box protein 22
Exons: 8
Coding region: 1-1281 (426 amino acids)
Biological process (GO): regulation of skeletal muscle fiber development; protein polyubiquitination; positive regulation of proteasomal ubiquitin-dependent protein catabolic process
Molecular function (GO): protein binding
Source: RefSeq, a predicted model, not a curated record
AUGCACGCCACGACAUGGAUGAUCCUGGAAGACAUGCUGAGCGAAAUAAAUCUGUCCCAAAAGGAUAAGUACUGUGUGAAACAAGCAAGUACAGAGAGACCAGAGGAGGAGGGAAGUGCUCUGAGCGCCUUCGUGCUGAGUAACCUGGCGGAGGUGGUGGAGCGCGUCCUGACCUUCCUCCCCGCCAAGGCGUUGCUGCGGGUGGCCGGCGUGUGCCGCCUCUGGAGGGAGUGUGUGCGCCGCGUGCUGCGGGCCCACCGCAGUGUGACCUGGAUCUCCGCGGGCCCGGCGGAGGGCAGCCACCUGGAGGGCCACUGCUUGGUCCGAGCGCUGGCGGAGGAGCUGGAGAAUGUUCGCAUCUUACCCCAGACAGUCCUUUACAUGGCUGACUCCGAAACGUUUAUUAGUCUGGAAGAGUGCCGUGGUCACAAGAGAGCAAGGAAAAGAACUAAUAUGGAAACAGCAUUUGCUCUUGAGAAGCUAUUUCCCAAACAGUGCCAAGUCCUUGGGAUUGUGACCCCAGGAAUCAUAGUGACUCCCAUGGGGCCGGGCAGUAAUCGGCCUCAGGAAAUAGAAAUUGGAGAAGCUGGCUUUGCCCUUCUAUUCCCUCAAAUUGAAGGAGUAAAAAUACAGCCCUUUCAUUUUAUUAAGGAUCCAAAGAAGAUAACACUAGACCGACGACAGCUCACUGAAGUGGGUCUCUUAGAUAACCCUGAACUUCGUGUGGUCCUUGUGUUUGGCUACAAUUGCUGUAAGGUGGGAGCCAGCAAUUACCUGCAUCGAGUGGUCAGCACUUUCAGCGAUAUGAAUAUCAUCCUGGCGGGCGGCCAGGUGGACAACCUGUCAUCACUAACUUCUGAAAAGAACCCUCUGGACAUCGAUGCCACUGGCGUCGUUGGGCUGUCGUUCAGCGGGCACCGCAUCCAGAGUGCCACGGUGCUCCUGAGCGAGGAUGUCAACGACGAGAAGACCGCCGAGGCGGCGCUGCAGCGGCUGAAGGCGGCCCACAUCCCGGAGCAGAACACCUUCGGCUUCAUGUUUGCGUGCGUGGGCCGGGGCUUCCAGUACUACCGCGCCAAGGGCAACGUGGAGGCCGAUGCCUUCCGAAAGCUCUUCCCCAGCGUGCCCUUGUUCGGCUUCUUUGGAAAUGGGGAGAUUGGGUGUGACCGCGUCGUCACAGGGAACUUCACACUGAGGAAGUGCGGCGAGGUCAAGGAUGAUGACCUGUUCCACAGCUACACCACAAUCAUGACCCUCAUCCACCUCGGGACAGCGAAAUAAAGCCACUGUGCAGUGGCUCUCCUGAUGUGGUGGGGGCGCUGCCUUGUCUGGAACCGGGUCAGAAUAUGUGCGUUUCCAACAAAAGACCUUUCGAAGACAUUUCUGUUUCAUAGUGUUGACUGACAAUGUCAAGAUCACACUGGGCUACUUUUUGAGGGAGCCGGGCAAGCAAGCUUUGGGUGUCACAGAACAGAGAGUGAGAAUCGAGAGCUUUGCAUCAGACACGGGCGCUGGUUCUGCUGCGCCAGA